This is a messenger RNA of Oppia nitens, 1320 nucleotides long. RefSeq names its product tenascin-like. Lineage: Eukaryota; Metazoa; Arthropoda; Arachnida; Sarcoptiformes; Oppiidae. Bases 331 to 1161 code for a protein of 276 amino acids. The transcript has 2 exons. The record is from RefSeq and is a predicted model, not a curated record.
UUGACUGGCAAUUAGUGUUAACUCUAGAGAGGAGUUAUGUAUUAAAUGCUAUGCUUUUGUGAAAACUAUUAUUAUUAUUGAGUCCCAGAUAUGAGUCACUAAAGCAGUCAUUGAAGUAAAUGUUUUGAGUUUUGAAUACAAUUUUACAUAACAUUUGUUAACAAACUUAAAGUUAACUUUUGUUAUGAAAUACUUUUAAAGUUAUGAAAUCAAAGUUAAAGUAAACAAACAAUAACUCAAACAUUGUUUUUGACAUUUGAUUAUCACAUGAAAUUGAUCCCAAAGUUAUUGAAAUUAUGAUCAUUUGUUAUAGUCAUUAGUGUCUCAACAAUGAAAUAUUUAUCAAUUGUUGUGUUUGUCGGCCACUUGUUGUCCAUCGGUAUGAGUCAGACACAGUUGACUUCAUGUGAUUACCAGAAAUAUACGGUAAACGGAUGUGAGGACGAAAUGGGCGCCGACUGUGACCAGACAUCACAGAUGUGUCGCUGUAAACCUGGCAACUGGUAUGUCAUCGACAAGAGGUUCUGCUUUCCUCAACAGUGCCCUAAACAUCAAUAUUAUGACCACAACUUUGGCCGAUGCGAACCGCAACGGGUGGGUAGUCUUAACUCGGAACUCAAUUACUGUAGAUAUGAUUUCCAUUGCAAAGGUGAACACGUCCGGUGCCUACACACGAAUGAGUGGAACUACCGGUGCGUUUGUGAUCAAGGAUUCACAUAUGACAGCAACACUCAAGAGUGUCAAUUGAUUCGUGGUUUUAAUGGUUUUUGUGUGAAAGACAUUGACUGUAAUUUGAAUGAAACGAGAAAUUUGAUUUGUGUGGACAAGUCGUGUCAAUGCUCUCAAGGAUUCACUUAUAGUUACGACAUCGAUGGUUGUGAAGACAACGAGCACAUCAAAGAAAGGGAUAGUCAGGCCCGCAAAAUGAUAUAUCUAUUUAUAGGUUUGGGUUUAUUUUUCGGGACAGCUCUGUCGCUAAAGUUUGGCACCAACUCUGGUCCGGCGACACAACAAUUACUACUCAAACGUCUUGUAGAGCAGCGACAGAAACAACACGAACAACAACUUCAUAAAACUAACGAAGAGACGGAGUCUUUUGCUACUGAUAUUGAAUCUAAUGCCACAAGUGAUGGUCCGAUCAAUAGUCGCGAGACUGCGUGAAGAUUACAUUUUAUAUACAUAUCAUGUCUUCUCAUUUUUCCAAAUCUCAUAUAUAAUAUAUUGACUGAAAUAUUGUUUUGUUUUCAUUGAAAAUAUUGUUUAUAAUUAUUUUUUUUAUUAAUCAUUUUAUAUUAACUAUACUUAAUGUUAUCUUUUUAU